AUGACUAGUACAAGUCCUCCUCCAGAAGCGCAACGCUUUGGAAGGUCUCAAACUCCAGAGAGUCCGCGACCAGUGCACCUCCCAGAGCCCUCAAACAUUCCUGUCCUGCGCAACCAAAUGGAUCCCGUUUUCAAUGACACUGCUACUUACAACAUCCCCAACGAUCAGCCCUUUUCUUCAUUCCCAAAUCCGAUCCAGAAAUCGCAACCAGAGGAACAUGAUGCUGUGCAAGAUUUUCUUCGCGGCGCCGAAGCUGAAUCAUCCAUCCCGCAGGAGCACCCUGUGCCGCAAGUAGCUGAUCUUCAAUCGACCGAAGCCCCUUCAAACAUACCCUUAUCGCCGAACCCACCGACGACGACGACGGCAACGACGACGCUGCCUGAGCAACCGAACGGUACCACUCAGUCCGAAUCGCAGCUCGAUCCCACAAAUCAAGUACCCGAUCAGACAGAGCCUGUUGCGGCCGAACCUACAUUCGAGUCACAAGUCAAUGGCAUACAAGCUGCGCACGACCCUAUCUCUCAAGAUUCUGCUUCGCAACAGCAGCCAGACUUGGAUCAAGGCGGCGUAGACUAUCAGUCCCUGCUUGACACUGUCCACCAGUCUGCCUCAACAGCCCCGGCAGCUGAGUCAUUGACCGCACCAACUACUGCCGCUGCUUCUUCUGAUCCAGAUCCCAGCAUAAGCUCUUUGCCCUCCGCCCAUGGCCUUCCUCCCAAACCUCCUGUUCAAGAGCUUCCUACAGACUAUGCAAACUACCCAGCCAAUGUGCCCACUCAAGCCCAAGUCUCAUUUGCUGCCUCUGAUUCUCUGUCAAACGCCCCAUCGCUACAGGCUGGGGCCAUCCCAUUGCAAGACUAUGCAUAUCCAGGGAUGCAAAGCACUGGUUCUAUACCAUAUGCCUCAUCAAGCGUCGUCAACCAGACGAAAGCUUAUUCGCCCAUCACUGGCGAGCGGCCUUGGUCUCCCAGAACGCAGACCAUCUAUGACCAGUUCCUCGAAGACGAGCGAGGCUAUGUCACUGAAGGUAUUUGGGACAAAUUUCCUAUCGGGUCACGCUUAUUUGUGGGCAAUUUACCUUCUGAGAAAGUGACAAAGCGUGAUCUUUUUCAUAUUUUCCACCGCCAUGGCAGACUGGCUCAAAUCUCCAUCAAACAGGCAUACGGCUUCGUCCAAUUUCUUGAGGCAUCCGAUUGCUCUAGGGCCUUGGAGGCAGAGCAGAGCGUUGAAAUCCGGGGAAGGAAAAUUCAUCUCGAGGUCUCAAAACCGCAAAAGAACACGCGGAAUGCAGCCAACAGUGGCGCGAAGAACAAGGAUAUUCGACGACGAUCACGAUCACCGGAUAGACGUGUAAGCAAUGACCGGUUUCCUACCAGGAACCCCUUUGGCGACCUCCGCGAUGAGAGACGUCGCGAUGAUUUCCGACGUACUCGAUCUCCAUCACCACACCGCAACAGCUACCGCUCUAGGGACGACUAUCGACCCCAUCCUGGCCGAAGCCCCCCACGAGGAUACAUCAGCCCAAGGUCGCCCGCAGUUUCACAAUAUCCCCCUCCAUUUCCACCUCGAUACGAUGAGGACACUGCUCUACCACUACCUCGUCGAGCGCCACAAGAUGUUCCAGAUGUGCAGCUGCUCAUCUUGGACCAAAGUGUACCACAAGCGUUCAUAAAUUGGGUUGAAGAUGCCUUUCGUGCUAAGGGUCUCAAGGCAUCUACGACAUGGUUGAGCCCGCGACUACCAUUACAAGCUGUGAUAAAGCGACAGAUACUCGAGGGGGUUCACGCUAUUGUCAAGUUACUCCAAAUGAAUUCGAUCACUCACAAGGUGCCUUUACAGGUCUUCGAUCGAUCGUCCGGAGCGUCGAAUGUCAAAUUUAAUGAAUACGUUGACCUCGACGUCAAUGUAGCUGCGGAUAUCAUCCUCCACACCAAGAAUACCCAAGCCUCGCCAAUAUCUGCAUACCCGACCACUCCACAAUCCUAUGGUGGUACUCCACACUACCCUCCUCAGUCUAUGCACCAUUCCCCGCAGCAAUACUCGCCUGCAGGGCAGCCGCCAUUGCAGCAGCGACCGCCUCAGCCUCCACAACCCUACCCAUAUCCUCAACAGGCGCCAUAUCCGCCGCAUCAACCACCGACUCCAUCAUCCGCUAAUACUGGGGCACCGAACCUGCAGCAACUGCUUGCGAACCUACGCCAGCCGCAGGCAAACGGUCAAAAUCCCGCAAGUGCACAACAUCAGCAACCAGACUUAGGAGGACUUUUGACCAAUAUUGCGGCCCAUCGGCAGAAUCAAGCCCAUCCCUAUUCUCAGCAUGUCCCACAACCUGGUUUGCCGAACUAUGGGUCUACGCCCAACGCAGCUCAAGGUUAUGGUCCUGGGCAACAACCGAACAAUGUACAGAACAUUAUGGACCAGCUGGCACGCUAUCAGCGCUGA
Messenger RNA from Cyphellophora europaea CBS 101466, 2442 nucleotides. RefSeq lists its product as uncharacterized. The transcript has a single exon. The coding region runs from base 1 to 2442 and encodes 813 amino acids. NCBI's taxonomy places the organism in Eukaryota, Fungi, Ascomycota, Eurotiomycetes, Chaetothyriales, Cyphellophoraceae. Gene Ontology annotation, molecular function: RNA binding. The record is from RefSeq and is a predicted model, not a curated record.